Gavia stellata (red-throated loon) is the source of this 1710-nucleotide messenger RNA. Its product is annotated as melanopsin. The record is from RefSeq and is a predicted model, not a curated record. The coding region runs from base 1 to 1710 and encodes 569 amino acids. NCBI's taxonomy places the organism in Eukaryota, Metazoa, Chordata, Aves, Gaviiformes, Gaviidae. Gene Ontology annotation, molecular function: G protein-coupled receptor activity. Gene Ontology annotation, cellular component: membrane. Gene Ontology annotation, biological process: visual perception; G protein-coupled receptor signaling pathway. The transcript has 10 exons.
AUGGGCACCCAGCCACACGCUGUGACCAAGACAGAGAUCCCUGACCAUGUUCUUUACACUGUAGGAACGUGCGUGCUCAUUAUUGGCUCCGUUGGCAUCAUUGGAAACUUCCUAGUGCUCUACGCGUUUUACAGCAACAAGAAGCUGAGGACACCCCAAAACUACUUUAUAAUGAAUUUGGCUGUGAGUGACUUCCUGAUGUCGGCUUCUCAGGCACCCAUGUGCUUUGUCAACAGCUUGCACAGAGAGUGGAUUCUUGGAGAUAUAGGCUGUGAGUUGUACGCUUUCUGUGGGGCGCUCUUUGGAAUAACCUCAAUGAUGACUUUAUUAGCUAUUUCUGUUGACCGCUACUUUGUGAUCACUAAGCCCCUGCGAUCCAUACAGUGGACUUCAAAGAAACGCACCCUGCAGAUCAUCGCUGUCGUGUGGCUGUACUCGCUGGGAUGGAGUGUGGCUCCGCUCUUCGGGUGGAGUUCCUAUGUGCCUGAGGGCUUGAUGAUAUCCUGUACAUGGGACUAUGUAACCUACUCCCCUGCAAACAGAAGUUACACCAUGAUUUUAUGUUGCUGCGUGUUUUUUAUUCCCCUGAUAAUAAUAUUCCAUUGCUAUUUAUUUAUGUUCCUGGCCAUAAGACGUACUGGCAGAGAUGUUCAAAAGCUAGGGUCCUGCAGCCGGAAAUCCUACCUCUCUCAGUCCAUGAAGAAUGAAUGGAAACUGGCAAAAAUUGCUUUUGUGGUCAUCGUUGUGUUUGUCUUGUCCUGGUCUCCAUAUGCUUGUGUCACCUUGAUUGCCUGGGCAGGUCGAGGCAACACCCUAACACCAUAUUCCAAAACUGUGCCAGCAGUUAUUGCCAAAGCUUCUGCAAUCUACAACCCCAUCAUAUAUGCAAUAAUUCACCCAAGAUACAGAAAAGCCAUCCACAAUGCUGUUCCCUGCUUGAGGUUCCUAAUACGAAUAUCGAAGAAUGACCUCCUGAGAGGCUCCAUAAAUGAAUCAUCGUUCAGGACCUCUCUCUCCAGCCACCAGUCUCUUGUUGGCAGGACCAGGAGCAAUUGUGUUUCAUCAGUUUCCACUGGAGAAGCUACCGCUGAUUACACAAUGAUGCAUGAAAGUAUCAACUGUGAUGAUUUCAUAAACUGUAAAAUACCAAGAUUAUCCUUGCAAUAUGAGACCUGGAGCGAUGUAGAGCUGGACCCUGUAGAGUCAGCUCAUAAGAAACUGCAGCCUCGACGAAGUCAUUCUUUCUCAACAAGUGUGAGACAGGAGAAGAGAGACCUGCUCCCAAAGACCUGCAGCUGCGAUGCAGCAGCUGCAGAAAAGGUUUCACUCUCCUCCAGCUGUUUGGAGAAGGUGCUUGGGCAGUCAGUCCUACGCAGUUCCCCUGCAACACUCGUGACCAGCUCCCUAAAAGCAGCUUCUCUGCCUGUUUGUUUGAAUAGCAGCAGUGUUGGCAGAGGACAAGACUUGGACACUUCACAGAUGGCAACUCAAGAAAGUCAGGUUAAUGGAGUCCUGGGCUCUAUCAUUAGCAAUACAGUCCCUCGCAUCGUCAUCAUUCCUACCUCAGAGACCAACCUAUUUCGAGAGGAACUGGAAGAGGAAGAGACUGAAUUAUUCCACUUUCAUGACAAAAAGGGCAAUCUGCUGGACUUGGAAGGGCUUAGCUCAUCCACGGAAUUCCUUGAAGCUGUUGAGAAAUUUCUAUCGUAA